UAAAAUUCAUGACAGAACACAUUCAAAAUUGAAACAUUGUCCUUCGAUGGUAUUUAUCGAUUAUCGAUGCGUCUUCUUGAUUCGACUGAUCGCGGCAUUACUGCAAAAGCAUCAAGGAAGCAUUGACUAACCGUUGCUUGCUUGAGCCGCUCUGACAGAGUCUGACUUUCGCACGGGACGAUGGAGGAAAAACACGACCCAUUGGAAGAGACCGAGAAUUCCUCAAGCGAUUCGUUUAUUGUCGAUUCAGACGAUGAUGAUGUAGCUUCAGUAGCUGAACCAGAUGACGGAUUGCAUACUGAGGAGCCUUUGACUGAGGAAGAGAUACAAGAGUUAAUUUCAGACUUCUUGGAGGUUGAGAGUAAGGCUGCAGAGGCUCAAGAAGCACUUGAAAAGGAGUCCCUUGCGAAAGUUGAAAGUGAAGUGAGAGAGGAGUUGGCACAAACUCUUGACGGGGAUGAGUUGGAGACUGCUGUUGCAGAUGAAAUGACCACUUUAAUAGAAGAGUGGGAAGAUGUGCUUGAUGAGCUUGAGACUGAGAGUGCUCAUUUGUUGGAACAACUUGAUGGAGCAGGUAUCGAGCUGCCAAGCCUUUAUAAGAUGAUCGAAAGUCAAGCUCCUAAUGUUUGCCACACUGAGGCUUGGAAAAAAAGGGCACAUUGGGUAGGAUCUCAGGUGACAACUGAAUGUACAAAGUCAGUGGCUGAUGCUGAGAAUUAUCUUCAAAUUCAGAGGCCAGUAAGAAGACGGCAUGGUAAACUAUUGGAGGAAGGUGCUAGUGGAUUUCUGCAGAAAAAACUUGCUACUGAUGAAAGAAAGGAUGCAAUUACAAACAACUCAGAGGUUGAUUGGUGCUCUCUCAACAAAAUAUUCUCUGAGGGAGUUUCUGAGGAUCACAUUUCAUUUGGCAGCAAGCAUUGGGCUUCUGUUUACUUGGCCAGCACUCCACAGCAAGCUGCAAUGAUGGGAAUCAAAUUUCCUGGAGUCAAUGAGGUGGAGGAGAUUGAUGACAUUGAUGGUGAUUUCAAUGAUCCAUUUGUUGCAGAUGCCAUAGCAAAUGAAAAAGAGCUUAUCCUUUCAGAAGAGCAAAGAAAAAAUUACAGAAAGGUCAAGGAAGAAGAUGAUGCAAGUAAGGACCAGAAGCUUCGACUUCGUUUGAAACAGAGGAGACAUCGGAAGAGAUUUAAACAGGAUGAUGGUCCUAAGGAAAUUGGCUCUGGUGAUUGGAUGUUAAACGGCAGCUUGGAUGAGCCAUUGUGUGUGCCAUACUCUGUUUCAAAUGUGCAAACCUGUGAAUCUGGCGAAGAUUUGCCUAAAAACGAUGAAGGGGUCUGCAAAAAUCGGGACAGGCAUGGUGUUGGAAUUUUUGAAACUUCUAAAAUUAUGGAGGAAAAACUUAUUGAUAAUGGUACAUUGUCAGUUGCUUCUACUGAAUCUAGAGGAUCCAAGCGUUCAAAUGAAAGUGAGGAUCUCAAUAUUGAUAAUAAGAAGAGUCGGACAGUUAUCAUAGAUGGUGAUGCUGAAGCUGAGCAGGGUCUGGAUGCAAUGUUUCAAUGUACUGCCUGUGAUAAAAUGGCUGUUGAAGUGCACCCACAUCCGCUUCUGAAAGUAAUUAUUUGCAGGGACUGUGAAAGGUUGUUAGAAGAAAAAAUGUGUGUAACGGAUCCUGAAUGCUCUGAGUGCUAUUGUGUAUGGUGUGGACAAAGCAGUGACUUAAUAAGUUGUAAGUCAUGCAAGACAUUAUUUUGCAUCACCUGUAUAAAGAGGAAUAUUGGUGAGGAAGCCUUGUCCGAGGUCCAUUCUUCUGGCUGGCAAUGUUGUUGCUGCUCUCCGGAUCUUUUGCAAAGUUUGACGUCAGAGUUGGAGAGAGCACUUGGAUCUCGAGAUCAAAUGGCUUCUAGUUCUGAUAGUGAUUCUGAAAAUUCAGAAGCAGACGACAAUAUUGCAAUCAGCUCGAAGAGAAAGCAGAAAAAGAAAAUACGAAGGAUCCUUGAUGAUGCUGAAUUAGGGGAAGAGACCAAAAGGAAAAUUGCAAUUGAAAAGGAGCGUCAAGAGCGUUUGAAGUCCUUGCAAGUACAGUUUUCUGAAAAAUCCCAGAUGAUGAGCUCUUUGAACUGCAAUAGAAAAUUACCGGAAGGUGCUAGUGUCGAAGUGCUUGGUGAUGUCCAGACAGGUUAUAUAGUGAACGUUGUGAGGGAGAAUGGGGAAGAAGCUGUGCGAAUUCCUCAAAGCAUAUCGUCUAAACUGAAAGCUCAUCAGGUAACAGGGAUUAGAUUUAUGUGGGAAAAUAUUAUACAAUCAAUUAGAAAAGUGAGGGCCGGUGAUAAAGGUCUUGGCUGUAUUCUAGCUCAUAUGAUGGGUCUCGGUAAAACUUUUCAGGUCAUAGCUUUCUUGUACACUGCAAUGAGAAGUGUUGAUUUGGGAUUAAAAACAGCACUUAUUGUGACGCCUGUGAAUGUGCUUCAUAAUUGGCGACAUGAGUUCAUGAAGUGGAGGCCUUCAGAAGUGAAGCCUCUUCGUGUCUUCAUGCUUGAAGAUGUUUCAAGGGAGAGGAGAGCUGAAGUGCUUGCAAAGUGGAGAGCUAAGGGUGGUGUGUUUUUAAUCGGUUAUAAUGCUUUUCGGAACUUAUCUCUUGGAAGAAAUAUGAAAGAUCUUCACGUGGCUAGAGAAAUUUCUUACGCAUUGCAGGAUGGACCUGAUAUACUCGUUUGCGAUGAAGCCCACAUUAUUAAGAAUACAAGGGCUGAUAUAACACAAGCAUUGAAACAAGUGAAAUGCCAGAGAAGGAUUGCCUUAACUGGAUCACCUCUACAGAACAAUCUUAUGGAAUAUUAUUGUAUGGUUGAUUUUGUAAGAGAGGGUUUUCUUGGCAGCAGUCCUGAGUUUCGGAACCGCUUCCAGAAUCCUAUAGAGAAUGGCCAGCAUACUAAUUCAACGGCUGAUGAUGUAAAAAUUAUGAACCAGAGGUCACAUAUCCUAUAUGAGCAGCUAAAAGGAUUUGUCCAGAGGAUGGAUAUGAGUGUGGUGAAAAAGGACUUGCCACCAAAGACAGUCUAUGUAUUGGCUGUAAAGCUAUCCCCAUUACAGAGGAAACUGUACAAGAGAUUUCUUGAUGUGCAUGGAUUCACAAACGACAAGGUUUCUAAUGAAAAGAAUAGGAAAAGUUUUUUUGCUGGGUACCAGGCCUUGGCUCAGAUAUGGAACCAUCCUGGGAUUCUACAUUUGAGGAGGGAGAACAAAGACUACAUGGAGCGUGAGGAUGCAGCUGAGAGUUUUAUUGGGGAUGACAUCUCUAGUGAUGAAAACAUUGAUUACAAUACAAUUGUAGGAGAGAAGCAAAGGAAUACAAAUGAUGAUGGCUUUCUUCGAAAGGAUUGGUGGAAUGGUUUACUUCGUGAAAAUAAUUAUAGGGAACUUGACUACAGUGGUAAAAUGGUUCUGCUGCUUGACAUUCUUACCAUGUGUUCUGAUGUCGGAGAUAAGGCAUUGGUAUUUAGCCAGAGCAUAGCUACGUUAGAUCUCAUAGAACUUUAUCUUUCGAAGUUUCCUAGGCAUGGAAAAAGCAGGAAAUUCUGGAAGAAAGGGAAAGACUGGUAUAGGCUUGACGGAAGAACAGAGAGCUCUGAAAGGCAGAAAUUGGUUGAGCAGUUUAAUGAGCCCUCGAAUGAAAGAGUAAAAUGCACUCUGAUUUCAACCAAAGCCGGAUCUCUUGGAAUUAAUCUUCAUGCUGCUAAUCGGGUGAUUAUUGUUGAUGGUUCUUGGAAUCCAACAUAUGAUCUCCAGGCUAUAUAUCGGGCUUGGAGGUAUGGCCAAAAGAAACCUGUCUUUGCAUAUCGACUGAUGGCACAUGGAACUAUGGAAGAAAAAAUAUAUAAGCGUCAGGUUACAAAGGAGGGGCUUGCUGCAAGGGUGGUUGAUAGACAACAAGUGCAUAGGACCAUUUCUAGAGAAGAGAUGUUACAUCUCUUUGAAUUUGGUGAUGAUGAUAAUCCUGAUGCUAUGGUCGAGUACAGCCAAGAGAAUGGACAAGCAUGUAACCAAAAUCCAACUUGCCAUGUGGGAGAUUCACUAAAACAGGGUGAACCACUUUCUAAUGCAGGCUUUGCUUCAGACAGAUUGAUGGAAAACUUACUUGCAAAGCAUUAUCCGAGCUGGAUUGUCAAUUACCAUGAACAUGGCUUGCAAGAGAAUGAAGAAGAAAAGCUUUCAAAAGAAGAGCAAGACAUGGCUUGGGAAGUAUAUAGGAAAACUUUAGAAUGGGAGGAAGUGCAGCGGGUACCCCUCAAUGAAUCUGUAUCGGAGCGAAAGCCACCAGUGUCCAAUGUGGCCCCUCCAGUAUCAAAGUCCAGGACCUUUGAACCUUCCAGGAGCAUUUAUAGAAGUUAUGCAUUGCGGCGGAAAUGCACUAAUCUUUCACACAUGCUAACCCUACGGAGUCAGGGCAUAAAAAUUGGUUGCACAACUAUCUGUGGGGAAUGUGCCCAGGAGAUCAGCUGGAAGGGAAUCAAUAGGGAUAGCAGGAUGGUGAUGUGAUCACACUCCAUUUUGUGCAUAUGUCGUAUCCAUUGCAAUUGAUUGCGGUCGUAAAAAUCAAAGGCAAUAGGUAUAUCUUCUUUAGUGAUACUAGAAACAUUUUUAGGUAUUGGACAUUGAAUUCCUGCCAAUCUUGUGCUUUAUUUUGUUUUUGUUUUUGAUACAAAUCUGUGCUUUUGAAAAAAGCCCAGAUGAAGGCAAUCCCACAGACGGAUUCAGAAUUGUAAAUUAAACUAGCAAGAAAAAGCCCCAUGUAUAUUUUGGUUCUUACAUCAAUACCAAUGAUAUUAUUGGUUUUUUUU
Molecule: messenger RNA, 4835 nt
Organism: Tripterygium wilfordii
Lineage: Eukaryota; Viridiplantae; Streptophyta; Magnoliopsida; Celastrales; Celastraceae
Product: protein CHROMATIN REMODELING 20
Exons: 26
Coding region: 181-4533 (1450 amino acids)
Cellular component (GO): nucleus
Molecular function (GO): ATP binding; ATP hydrolysis activity; ATP-dependent chromatin remodeler activity
Source: RefSeq, a predicted model, not a curated record